Nicotiana tabacum (common tobacco) is the source of this 1167-nucleotide messenger RNA. The record is from RefSeq and is a predicted model, not a curated record. Lineage: Eukaryota; Viridiplantae; Streptophyta; Magnoliopsida; Solanales; Solanaceae.
AUGGCCCAUGUGGUUCUGCAAGAAAAUCUUCUCCUUGCAUGCAGAGCGGAAGAUGUACCAAGCAUUUUCCAAAAAGGUUAUUAUCCUGUUUAUAGACGAAGGGAUAAUGGUAGAACUAUCAAAAAAGAUGGUAUUGACUUGGACAGUGGUGGAAUAGCUCAUUCGAGAUUUGUAAUUCCUCUCAAUCCAACUGAAGAUUCAACAUGCAAUAUAAAAGUAAGAGAUAUUCUUAGAUUUAAAGACACAUCCAAUGCUGAUAAACCUUUUGGAGGUAAAACAUUUGUUCUUGGUGGCGACUUCGGACAAAUUUUGCAUGUCAUUGCAAAAGGAUCUAGGCAAGAUAUUGUUAACGCUACUCUUAAUUCUUCGUAUUUGUGGACCCAUUGUGAAGUCUUAAAUUUAUCAAAGAAUAUGAGGUUACAAAGAGAUCAGUUAGAUGCACAUUUGGAUGAGUUAAAAAGUUUUUCUGAAUGGAUUUUAGCAAUCAGUGAUGGAAGGACUGGGAGUUCCAUUGAUGGCAUUGAGAAAGUCCAAAUCCCCGAUGAUUUUCUCAUAAAUAAUUGUGAUGAUCCAAUAUCGCCAAUUGUUGAAAGUACAUAUCCAGAUUUCUUUAACCAUUCCAGUGAUAUUGAUUGCCUCCAGCAAAGAGCAAUUCUUGCUCCGACUCUUGAUAUGGUAGAGUCGAUCAAUGAAUACAUGGUUUCACUCAAUCAUAGUCCUGAGAAGACAUAUUUGAGUUCUGAUACAGUUUGUAUGUCUGAUCAUUCUUUUUCAGCUUUGGAGCACGUACAUACACCCGAAUUCCUAAACAAUAUUAAAUGUUCUAGAAUUCAAAAUCACUUUAUUACUUUGAAGGUUGGUGUUCCUAUGAUGUUGCUGAGAAAUAUAGACCGGUCAUCAGGAUUGUGUAAUGGUACGAGGUUGAUCAUCACAAGACUUGGAAAUCAGGUUAUUGAAGCCAAGGUUUUAUCGGGUAAUAUGGCUGGACAAAAAGUGUUUAUCUCGAGAAUGAUGUCGACGCCAUCAGAUGCAAGAAUACCUUUUAAGUUACAGCGAAGACAAUUUUCAAUUGUUGUAUCUUUUGCCAUGACAAUUAAUAAAAGUCAAGGCCAGUCAUUGUCUCAUGUGGGAUUAUUUUUGAAUAAGCCAGUAUUUACUCAUGAAUAA